Molecule: messenger RNA, 544 nt
Organism: Arabidopsis arenosa
Lineage: Eukaryota; Viridiplantae; Streptophyta; Magnoliopsida; Brassicales; Brassicaceae
Source: the annotation of a GenBank genome assembly
CCCUUCCUUCCAUUACUCACAUAACUUCUCUCCCUCUCCUUCUUGUUUCCUUUGUUUCUUUCCCUUGACCGUACAACAAUGGCGAGAGGCUCUUCCCAAUCCCAACAAUCAACCUCCACCGCCUCCUCAACCGCCCGGCCCGGUCUGGCCGCUCCUCGUGGAUCCGCCGCCGCUACUGCCGGCAUGCGUCGCCGCAGGCUCGGUGGCGGUGGUAGCGUAUCCUCAGGCGGCGGAGGAUCCGCAGCUGGAUCAGGAUCGGGCAACAUGCUGAGAUUCUACACAGAUGAAGCUCCGGGGUUAAAGAUCUCACCGACAGUCGUUCUGAUCAUGAGCCUCUGUUUCAUCGGCUUCGUCACCGCUCUUCACGUCUUUGGAAAACUCUACCUCCACAAAUCCGGAUCCCAAGCUUAGAUCCGGAUCUUGAUCUGGUCGCUGGGUUUUUUGUUUUUAGUGUUUUUUCUUUGUUUUGUUUUGUUUCCCUUUUUAUCGUUCCGAUGAGAUCCGUGUAAAUCGCCAAAACGUUGAAUAAAAAACAUGUUUACUU